GAGCCUGGGCGGGGAGGGCAGCUCGGCAGGCCGCCAUGGAUGCAGAUGAUACAGGAAAUCGACUUCGGUUCCAGUUGGAGUUGGAGUUUGUUCAGUGCCUAGCAAAUCCCAAUUACCUCAACUUUCUUGCACAAAGAGGAUACUUCAAAGACAAAGCUUUUGUAAACUAUCUUAAAUAUUUACUGUAUUGGAAAGAGCCUGAAUAUGCAAAAUACUUGAAGUAUCCUCAGUGUUUGCAUAUGUUAGAGCUGCUCCAGUACGAACACUUUCGCAAAGAACUGGUAAAUGCUCAGUGUGCUAAGUUUAUUGAUGAGCAGCAGAUUCUUCACUGGCAGCACUAUUCACGGAAGAGAAUGCGCCUCCAGCAGGCACUAGCAGAGCAGCAGCAACAAAACACCUCUGUAAAAUGAAAAGCACUUGGAAGAGUGAUGAUAAUGUGUACUUUGCGUUAAUUCAAGCAUUUACAAGAAAGGAAAGAAGUCUGUCUUCUGUAGGUUUUGCUGCAUGCAUACAUUUAAUUUUUGAUUUGUCAGGUGACUUUGUCUUUCACCAACCUGUAGCAACAAAUUUACAACAGGAGACUGAAACACAUACUUCUGCCAUUUCUUUUGCAGCAUGGGUGAUCUUGUUAAGAGUAUUACUUCUGGUAUUUGUUCCUCUUGAAAACCAAACCUCCUUUUUGAGGGCACUGACAUUGCUCUAUCAACAAAAAGUGUAGUUCAGAAGUUCUUACAGCGUAGGUAUGUUCCGCAGAGAACAAUGAUAUGUCUCUGAUUGUGACUAAGAUGUACUGCUUCUUAUGAGCAACGCUGAAGUGAUGAUGAUUGUUGCUCAAAAUUUAAUUUGUAAUUUUUUUGCCAGAGCUGAGCUAUUACAUGUCCAUUCUGUUUACUUGGGUUUUUUUUGGGGGGGGGAGGCGGGGGAGGGGGUUGGUGGGCAGGGAUGUCUUAAGAGUUCUCUUGACAGUGUAUUUUAGAGACAACAAAUGAAGUGUGAAGAGAUGAGAACUGCCAGAGUGGAGCAGAGAGAAGAAAUGAUAAACUUUAGUGGAACAGACAGAGCUAUAGCCUGUUUCCUUCUUGGGUUCUGUUACAAAGGUGUAAACGCUUGCAAAAUUGGAGAAACAUUUAUCAUAUGUUCCUGUAUAGCUCUUGGGUUGUUAUUUUUUUUUCUGUAAGAGUGCAGAUCAUGGUAGCUGUGAGGGAUUUCAUUUUUAUAUUUUAGAUUGUGUUCAUGCUGUAUUCAUAUUGUAUUUCAUAUUCUUGUAGGAGUAGGUGCUGGCAGUACAAUCAGUGAUUGCUAGCCCUCAGCUCAUACUUGGUGCUGAACAGAUAAGCUGUUAAACAUUGUUGGUGUUAAAAAUUUGUCAUAACAGCUUCAGCAGCUGCAUAAAAUUAAUUUCAGGAAAAAAAAAGUAUUUUUUCUGUUUCUUCUACCUGCUCCUCUCCACCUCCCCCUCCUCCAGUAUUAAAGCUGAAACUUUCAUUAAGUAUUACUGUUCAGUAAAUGUAGGCUACUGCCUUGGUUUAUAUCUUGAGCUUGGCUUCUUUGUAAAGAGACUUGGCAAACUCAAAUUUAUUUCAACAAAAAAGAAAAGAGAACAGUUUUUUGUUGCAAGACUUUAGUGGAAGGUUUGAACCUAGAAUUUAAUGACAUUUAUCUUGAUUAGUCAAAAGUAAUUUACCAUGAUAGCUUGGGAGGAAAAAAAAAAGGCGAGGAUUCCACGAAAGCA
Messenger RNA from Gallus gallus (chicken), 1732 nucleotides. RefSeq names its product mediator complex subunit 31 (gene MED31). Gene Ontology annotation, molecular function: transcription coregulator activity. Lineage: Eukaryota; Metazoa; Chordata; Aves; Galliformes; Phasianidae. The record is from RefSeq and is marked validated. Gene Ontology annotation, biological process: regulation of transcription by RNA polymerase II. Gene Ontology annotation, cellular component: core mediator complex; mediator complex. The transcript has 4 exons. Bases 36 to 410 code for a protein of 124 amino acids.